Molecule: messenger RNA, 4366 nt
Organism: Coturnix japonica (Japanese quail)
Lineage: Eukaryota; Metazoa; Chordata; Aves; Galliformes; Phasianidae
Gene: ARHGAP6
Product: Rho GTPase activating protein 6
Biological process (GO): signal transduction
Source: RefSeq, a predicted model, not a curated record
AGCAACCCCGGCACGGACGCCUCCGCCAUGAGCCCGCAGCUGCCGCCGUCGGACCGCUCCGCCUGGGGCUGAGAGCGAGCCCGGAGCUCCCGGGAGCCCCGUCCGUCCCCGCCGCGUCCGGGGCAGCGGCCUCCGCGAUGUCGGCGCAGAGCCUGCUGAGCAGUGUCUUCUCCUGCUCCUCCCCGGCCGCCGCCGCCCCCGCCGCCGCCAAGAGCCUCUCGAAGCGGAGGCUCCGCCAGACGCGGAGCCUCGACCCCGCCAUCAUCGGCGGCGCCCAGGAGGAGGGCGAGGGCGCGGGCCGGGCUCCCCGGGCGAGAGCCGCCGGCAGCCCCCCGGGAGAACCUCGCGCUCCCCGAGGCUCCUCCGCCUCCACGCCCAGCUCCCCGCUGGAGCGCUCGCCUCCGAGCAGCGCGCUCUUCGACGGCGGCAGCCCCCGCGGCAAGCGGAGCCCCGGCCGCGAGCCGCCCUUCCUGCCGCGCGCUCCAUCGGCCUCGGCGCUCAGCGGCCCCGGCGCCGCCAACAGCAUCUUCUCGUCGCCCCGCCGCUGGCUGCAGCAGCGCAAGGGACAGCCCUCGCCGCCCGGCUCGCGUCCCGCCGCCUACGUCGUGCGCAAGUCCGAGGGUGAUUUCACUUGGAACAGCAUGUCAGGGCGCAGCGUUCGGCUGAAGUCAGUUCCCGUUCAAAGUCUCUCAGAGCUGGAGCGUGCUCGGCUGCAGGAAGUGGCUUUUUAUCAGCUGCAGCAGGAGUAUGACCUGGGAUGUCAGAUUACUAUCCCCAAAGAUCGGCAAAAGAGGAAGAAAUCACUAAGAAAGAAACUGGACUCAUUGGGGAAGGAGAAAAACAAAGACAAAGAGUUUAUUCCCCAGGCUUUUGGAAUGCCCUUGUCGCAAGUGAUUGCUAAUGACCGGGCCUACAAGCUCAAGCAAGACUCUCAAAGAGAAGAGCAAAGAGAUGUUUCAGAUUUUGUGGCCUUUCUCUUACCAUUUGGAGCAAAAAGGCAGAACAAAGAACUUUCCAGCAGUAACUCAUCUCUUAGCUCCACCUCAGAAACACCAAAUGAAUCCACUUCUCCUAACACACCAGAGCCGGCACCUCGAGCAAGGAGGCGUGGUGCUAUGUCUGUAGACUCUAUUACUGAUCUUGAUGACAAUCAGUCACGGUUGUUAGAAGCUCUCCAGCUCUCUUUGCCAGCAGAAGCCCAGAGCAAGAAAGAAAAGGCAAGAGAUAAGAAACUAAGCCUGAACCCUAUUUACAGGCAGGUUCCACGGCUUGUAGACAGUUGCUGCCAGCACUUGGAAAAACAUGGUCUUCAGACAGUGGGAAUAUUCAGAGUUGGAAGUUCAAAAAAGAGAGUAAGACAGUUACGUGAAGAGUUUGACCGGGGCAUUGAUGUUGUGCUAGACGAAGAGCACAGCAUUCAUGAUGUUGCUGCUUUGUUAAAGGAAUUUCUCCGUGACAUGCCUGACCCACUUCUUACCAGAGAACUUUAUACACCUUUCAUCAAUACUCUCUUAUUAGAGCCAGAUGAACAGCUAAGCACCUUACAGCUUCUCAUUUAUCUCCUACCUCCCUGUAACUGCGAUACCCUACACCGACUGCUGCAGUUCCUCUCCACCGUGGCUGGCCACGCAGAAGACACCACAGACAAAGACGGCCAAGAAGUUACUGGGAACAAAAUGACAUCACUUAACCUGGCUACUAUAUUUGGCCCUAACCUGUUGCACAAGCAGAAAUCUACAGACAAAGAAUUCACAGUUCAGAGUUCAGCUCGAGCUGAAGAGAGUACUGCUAUCAUAGCUGUUGUACAAAAGAUGAUUGAAAACUAUGAAGCCCUUUUUAUGGUUUCCCCUGAUCUACAGAAUGAAGUGCUUAUUAGCCUAUUAGAGACUGACCCAGAUGUUGUGGACUAUUUGUUGAGAAGGAAAGCUUCCCAGUCAUCAAGCCCUGAGAUGCUGCGGUCGGAAGGCUCCUACUCAACAGGAGAAAGACACUCUUCCAUCGACUCCAACAAAGCUUCAAGCGGAGAUGUCUCCCCAUAUGACAACAACUCCCCCGUUCUGUCUGAGCGCUCGCUGAUGGCAACACAAGAAGAAGUUGUGCACAGCCCGGAUAAGCUGUACAGGGUACCAGAACAGUACACACAUUUGCAGCCUAAGACAAAGGAGAAUUCUUCUGCACCACAGGCUGGAAAAGAUGUUUCAGAAGAUCAUUUUGAUAUCUGGGGCACCUGGCAUUCAACGCUGAAAAGUGGCUGCAAAGACACAGGCAUUGCAGGUUCUUACGGAAACAUUUACGAAAGCAGCUUGCUGCGGCCUGGACAGUGCUCUCUUUCACAAGGGAACCUCUCCAUAUAUUCUCCUCGGUGGCAGGGCAGCUCCUCCGAACUGGAUCAUGGCAGGCAAGUCAUGCGCAGGAGUCAGACAACUGCCGCUAUUCCCGAGUGCCAGCUCCAGCCUGCCAUGUCUCGGGUAUGCAGUAAUCCACACAUUGAAGCUGGUGGUAGGUGUUUGGACCAGUCACGCUCCAAGUCGGAGCGGCACUUGACUUUAAGCAGUGUGGAGGACCUCACUGAGCAUGACUCACAUGCGGGUUGCUCACAGAGCAUGGGCAAGCCCUCCUACAGCAAAGAGAGGCCACCACCUCCAUACCCUGGGCAGCCCAAAGCAAGCCCUGCGUUGUCGCAGCAAUCGAGCGUUUCUUCAACGUUGCACUCUUUGUGGAGACUUCAGCGCCAUGACAAAAAUGCAGGGACCAGAGCAGCUGGAGGGCCCGUUGUCAAAGCCCCCGAGCAGGCCAUCUCCAGGCAGGAGCGCCUGGCCCCGCGCACCCAAGCAGGUAACAUCUAUUCGACGGCGGCUCACAGUCAGAACAGUAAAAAUGUUUCGGAGCCAGACUGGCAGGACUGGCAAAGAGAGAGGUGGCAAAUUUGGGAGCUUCUAUCAGCUGAUAACCCCGAUGCCCUCCCGGAGACCCUUGUAUGAUCAGACUCCACAGAACUGCUUCUCAUACCUAUGCUCCCUCUCAUAGGAAAACAGUGGCGACACUGGAAAACUGGGAGGUGCUUGUUUGUUUUCUACCGAAUAAGUUACAUGUAAUUUUUUUAAACCUUGUUCACUUUAAUUCCCUAACAGCACUGGCAAGCAGUCUAUUUACAAAUACAGUACGGUCCUGUUUUUCAGCAAGCUUGUGAGAAAAGAAGAUGGAAGUGUUAGUCCAAUAACCCUGUAUGCAUACAUACGCUGUUUAUAAGAUAAAACUGUUGCUUCGAUGUGGCUCAAAUGUAUUUAUAUAUCUGCAGUUUGAUGAUUGUAUAUUCUGUCAUGGGUAUUGUAUGAUAAUCCUAUAUUAUGUUUUCAUAUUCAGACGUCAAUCAAUUGUGACUGCUUUUCUAAGAAUCACUGCGCUUACGUUACCGUGAUGUGUCUUGGAGUUCUAUAGGAAGUGCACAAGCUGGUUUCUGUGCUUAGAACAAAAGACCUAAAGGAGAACGUUGUCCUUCUUUUCACUGCCUAUCGAAAAACACUAAAAUAGAGUGGAACAUGAAAAGCCAUAUAUUUUAUAAGGGUAGUAGUGACUAGGAGGGAGGGGUGGGGGGGAAUACCAAAUAUUUUUGUUCUUUUUUCUUAUAAAUAUAUUUGCAAACAAAAUUAAAAUUUGAUAUGAGAUGAAUGUUAAAAGUUUUUUUUUUUUAGAUUGUAGUAAAAGGUGGUUUGGGGAAAUCAAAUAAGAACGAGGCCGUGCCUAAACCAGUGAAAGAUGUAGCACAAAAGUCUGCCCUACCAGUCUAGAGGAAAAACGAUGUUAUGUAUACAGGAUAUAAUAUAUAUAUUUAUAAAUUUAUGACUCUAUAUAUUGUUCUAAAACAAUGAACUGGAAUCCAAAUUUUAGAAAACCAAACCCAAUACGUUGAGUUGUGUAACGGUAGAGAAAGAAUAUGGUUUUUUUCCUUUAAAAUAACAAGGCUUCAUCGAGACGAGGAUAUCUGCAGAACGGGGUCACACUGAAUUUUGGAAGUGAAUAUGCCAUGAGAAGAAGUUCACAGCUACGUUUCUAUACAUACUGUGCCAAAGCCUGGGUCAGCAGUACUUCUUCGAUAACUGUGUUGCGUUGUCAAAUGUCAGUGUUUUAUACGUGUUGCUUUCAAAUUGCGAAAGCCUUUCUGGCCAGCAGGUGGCAAUGUACUUCAGUAUUUUAGAAGAAAUUCUGUUAUCACUUGGUAAGGGAAAGUGUAUCAUACCAAAAGAAUUUUAUAAAACUUGUUAGUCUUAAUUUUAAUGUCGUUGAAGACGUAUUCAGUGAUGUUGUCUUUAAGUUCUAUCUUGUGCCAUAACGAUGGAAUAAAAGGCUGAACAAAACAGUGAGCAUA